CAGAAGUAGCGCUGACCCCAGGAACAGCUGCCAAAUGAGCGGGAGCGGCGUGCGAUCAUGUGACACCCUGAGCCUCUGUUGUGUGGUGCACACGUGACCCUCUACCCGGGCUAACAUGGCGGCGCCCUUUGAGCUCGUGUUGAGCACGGAUGCUUCUGGACAAGUUGCUAAUUGUUCGGCAUGGGAUCCGCAGACAGGAGCGGUCCUGCUCAGCUAUCGUGGAGGGAACAGCUCGCCCAGGGGCCUGGUGAUGCUCGGGGGACAGUAUCUGCUCGGAGGGCAACUAGGGAAGAACUACAUCAAUGUAUGGGAACUACAAAGAAAGGACCAGCUGCAGCAGAAGAUCGUGUGCUCGGCCCCGGUGACUUGUCUAGCAGCGUCCCCUAAUGGACUGUAUCUAGCAGCUGGCAUUGCGGAAAGUAUCUACCUCUGGGAGGUUUGCACAGGUCAUCUACUUGCUAUUCUUAAUAGCCACUACCAGGAUCUCACCUGCCUUACGUUCACAGAUGACAGCAGUCACUUCCUGUCUGGAGCCAAGGAUAGUCUUGCUCUUGUGUGGAACAUCUUCAGUGUCUUGCAGGCUGAAGGAUCUCGAGGGCCUGAACCUCGUCACAUGUGGACCCAACACUCGCUCCCUAUAACUGAUGUGCAGUGUGGCACUGGAGGGCCCCAAUCCCGAGCAGUUACUUCUUCCUUGGACCAGACAGUUAAGCUUUGGGAUAUUGCAUCCGGGGAGCUUCUGGUAUCUGUCCUCUUUGAUGCUCGGAUCAUGUCAGUAACAUUUGACCCAGCUGAAUAUCAUUUAUUUUGUGGGGGAAGUGAUGGCUCCAUAUUCCAGGUGGAUCUCUUUGAAUGGCCAGUGCAGCGAGAAAAAACUUUCAAUACUGAACAGGAGAGGGUUUUUAAAGGACACAGAGACCAGGUGACAUGUCUUUCCGUAUCAUUAGAUGGGAGUAUGCUAGUAUCAGGGUCCCAUGAUGAGACCGUAUGUGUUUGGGACAUUCAAAGCAAGCAGUGUCUACGUACAGUAAACCAUAGAGGUGCAGUGACCAAUGCUUUCAUCAUACCUGCACCAGGAAACAUGUUACGAGCAGACAGUAAGCCUAGCUUUCCCCUCCCUCGCUUUAGUAAACACUUUCAGGGUGCAGAAGGCUGCGAGGGUCCGGAGAGUGAUGGCAUCAUAUUGCGACUUGGGAAACAGCAACAAGGAUCGGAGGACACAUACUUACAGCGUGCAGAUCAGUUGCAUGCCUUGCUAGGUGAAACGGAAGGCAAGAACCUUUCCGGCAUUGUAGAGCAGCUUCGCUCUCGAACAUCAGAACUUGAGGAUGAGCUAAAUAUGGUUCGGAAAAUAAACAAAGAUCUUUUUGACUUCUCGGCAAACAUCAUCACCAAAACCUGACCUGGUCAAUGAAAUAUACUAAGAAAGGACAAUUUUUUCUUUCUUUUUUUAUCACCCCCUACAACCAGAAUUUUUCAUGUAUCUUAGUUAUUUUUCUCCCUUGCCCCUCCUAGGAGUACUAUAGUAUAGUAUCAAGCACUUUUAUAGACCAAUGUGGAUUUUUCUACAAUCAACAUAUAUGGUCCUAUUGAAGUGCAUUAGCACAAAUCUUAACAUUGGUUUCAGUUCAUGUUGAAUAGGAUUUCUUGUUGUGUAGGGUUAUUUUUCUUUGUUUUUGUUUUUCUGCCUCAUUAUUAUUCAAGAAUUGUAUUGGCAUACUGUAACUAACUGAAUUUUUCCUUAUGGUAUUCUGGGUUCUCAAGGAGUAUUGCUCAGGCCACAUUUAAAUUUCACAUUUAAAUGUCUGAUACAGAUUGGCACUAAGCCAAGGGGCUAAUGUGUUUAAAGGGAAAGUGUCACAUUAAAAUAUAUAUGAAAUA
Hyla sarda is the source of this 1881-nucleotide messenger RNA. It is a transcript of the gene WDR18, whose product is annotated as WD repeat domain 18. NCBI's taxonomy places the organism in Eukaryota, Metazoa, Chordata, Amphibia, Anura, Hylidae. The transcript has 11 exons. Gene Ontology annotation, biological process: DNA-templated DNA replication; rRNA processing. Gene Ontology annotation, cellular component: nuclear pre-replicative complex. Bases 116 to 1402 code for a protein of 428 amino acids. Gene Ontology annotation, molecular function: protein binding. The record is from RefSeq and is a predicted model, not a curated record.